AUGUAUUGCGAAUUGCUGUUAGUCAGUUUGCUGUAUUUGGCAAGUGAAGGUGUUAAUGGCCUCCAAAGAUGGGCUUCGCAAUUUGGUCAAGCUCCACUGUUAGAAAGGUUUUCCUGGCGAGCGUUGGACUUCGCUUACCCGGAUGAGGGAAGCAGAAGAAUGGCGAUGAUGAAGGGAGAAUUCAUUCCGGAGAACGCGCUACCCGUUGGUAUUGAAAUAUGGAGAAACAAGCUGUUUGUUUCUGUUCCAAGAUGGCGUAAUGGUAUACCAGCAACAUUGAACUAUAUAUCACUGGAUACAAAUCGAGGUGGUUCACCUAGGCUUACCCCUUAUCCGAAUUGGGCACAAAAUAAAGCUGGUGCGUGUGGAAGCGCAAUUACUACUGCUUAUAGAAUGCACGUAGACGUUUGCGACAGACUUUGGGUGUUGGAUACUGGUACCAUAGGCAUUGGGAACACAACCAUACAAGCAUGUCCCUAUACAUUGAAUGUAUUUGAUCUAACGACUGAUAAAAUUAUGAGGCAAUACAGACUGAGAGCUGAGGAUAUCAAUAUGAACACUUUUAUCGCAAACAUAGCCAUUGAUUUGGGAAAAGGUGGCUGUAACGACGCAUAUGCCUACAUGUCCGACGAGCUUGGAUACGGUUUGAUCGUUUAUUCCUGGGAACAGAAUAAAUCCUGGCGAAUUACGCAUAGCUAUUUCAUGCCAGAUCCUUUGGCUGGCGAUUACAACAUCGGCGGUUUGAAUUUCCAAUGGGGCGAAGAAGGGAUUUUCGGGAUGAGCUUAUCUCCGAUCGCCGCUGACGGAUUUAGGACACUGUUCUUCCAUCCUCUUAGCAGCAGGAGGGAAUUCGCUGUGUCUACCAGGAUUCUCAGGGACGAAGAUUUGUCUCAGGACAGUUAUCACGAGUUUCAGGUACUUCCUGAACGAGGAGCACUCGGUCAUUGCACUUCUUCCGUCAUGGACGAGAAUGGACUUCAAUUUUUCAAUUUAAUCGACCAGAACGCUGUGGGCUGUUGGAAUUCUCUUCUACCAUACGCACCUGAAAAUCAGGCACUUGUGGCCAAACACGAUGACGCUAUGAUAUUCCCAGCUGAUGUUAAGGUGAGCCGUGGAGUCUUGUGGAUUAUAUCGGACAGAAUGCCAGUUUUCUUACUCUCAAAUUUAAAUUACACCGAUAUAAACUUCAGAAUAUUAACGGUACCGGUUAGAGAUGCGAUCGCUGGUACUAUUUGUGAAAACACACCCUGGGGGUACGUUAGCAAUUCUUUAUGGUGGGAACAAUGA
Messenger RNA from Osmia bicornis bicornis, 1287 nucleotides. It is a transcript of the gene Y-y, whose product is annotated as protein yellow. The coding region runs from base 1 to 1287 and encodes 428 amino acids. NCBI's taxonomy places the organism in Eukaryota, Metazoa, Arthropoda, Insecta, Hymenoptera, Megachilidae. Gene Ontology annotation, cellular component: extracellular region. The transcript is spliced from 6 exons. The record is from RefSeq and is a predicted model, not a curated record.